This is a messenger RNA of Paramisgurnus dabryanus, 3166 nucleotides long. It is a transcript of the gene unc45b, whose product is annotated as unc-45 myosin chaperone B. Lineage: Eukaryota; Metazoa; Chordata; Actinopteri; Cypriniformes; Cobitidae. The record is from RefSeq and is a predicted model, not a curated record. Gene Ontology annotation, cellular component: cytoplasm. Gene Ontology annotation, molecular function: Hsp90 protein binding.
GUGCAAGAGAUAUAUAUAUGGCUCUUAGGGGGCUGUUACUACUGAUAAAACUAAACUUCUGGAACCGCAAACUAACCUGUUUAACAGAAGGGAGAUUUCUUUGAAACGAAGAUCAAGAUUUGACUUUAAUGACGAUGGGAGAAAUGGGAGAUCCGGUCCAGUUGAAGGAAGAGGGUAACAAACACUUCCAGGCAGGAGAAAUUGACAAAGCCAUUGAAUGCUACACUAAAGCCAUAAAGUUUGGCAAAGACAAGAAAGCACUGGCUGUCAUCUACAGGAACAGAUCGGCUUGUUACCUGAAAAAGGAAAACUAUAACUAUGCGGUAUCAGAUGCUACUAAAGCGAUCGAUGUGGAUGCAGCAGAUGUUAAAGCUCUGUACAGAAGAUGUCAAGCACUUGAAAAGCUUGGCAAACUGGACAUGGCCUUAAAGGAUGUACAGAGAUGUGCAACCAUAGAGCCUAAAAAUAAGACCUUCCUGGAGACCCUCAGAAGGCUUGGAGCUGAGAUUCAGCAGAAGCUGAAAACAAGUUUCUCAACAGACUCCAGAGUGCAAAACAUGUUUGACAUCCUCUUUUCAGAUGAGUCAGAUAAGGAAAAAAGAGAAAAGGCUGCAAACAAUCUGAUUGUUCUGGCUAGAGAAGACGCAGGCGCGGAGAGAAUAUUCCAGAACAAUGGGAUUCCUCUGCUCAUGCAGCUGAUCGACACAGGAAAACCCGAGAUGAUUCUGGCUGGUAUCCGGACCCUGUCAGGAAUGUGCACAGGCCAUAGAGCAAGAGCAACCGCCAUCAUCCACAUGGUGGGAAUUUCCAAACUGUGCAGCAUUAUGGCUGUGGACAAUGAAGAGAUUGCAUUGGCCACUGCGAACCUGUUUCAAUGUGUCUAUGACUCACUGUCUGGAGCGGAUAAGAGAACUUACGGCAAAGAAGAAGCCAUCGUCCUCGACUCUGCUAAAGACUUGAAGGACAUCCUGCUUGCUUUGUUGGAAAUGAUCGUAGGCAAAAAGGUAUCGGGACAUGGCCGAGACCAAGCUUUAAACCUCCUAACCAGGAAUGUGCCAAGGCAAAAUAAGAAAAGCACUGACAACUCAAAGUCUCUUUUCACUAUUGACCACGGCCUGAAGAAGAUUCUGAAGGUCUGUGGUCAGGUUCCAGAUCUUCCCGACCAGUUACCGUUGACUGAAAACACGCAGCUGAUCGCCAGCGUCCUCCUCAACAAGAUCUACGAUGACCUACGAUGUGACCCUGAGAGAGACAACUUUAGAGAUAUCUGUGAUGAAUACAUCAAGAGCAAGUUUGACCCAGAUGAUAUGGACAAAAACAUCCAUGCCAUAAACACUCUGUCGGGCCUUCUGCAGGGGCCUUUCGAUGUGGGCAAUGCUUUAGCGGGCCGUCAGGGUGUGAUGGAGAUGAUGGUGGCCCUUUGCGGCUCCGAGCGCGAAGUGGACCAGCUGGUAGCGGUGGAGGCCCUGAUUCACGCUUCCACCAAAACAAGCAAAGCCUCCUUCUUCAUUAGCAAUGGUGUGGCUCUGCUGAAGGAAAUGUAUAAGAAAACCAAGAAUGAGAAGAUCAAGAUCAGAGCCCUUGUGGGUCUUUGUAAGCUGGGUUCUGCUGGUGGAGAUGAUUACAGCAUGAGACAGUUUGCAGAAGGUUCUACAGAGAAACUGGCCAAACAAUGCCGAAAGUGGCUAUGCAACCCUUCACUUGAUGUGCGCACUAGGAAAUGGGCCAUCGAGGGUUUGGCUUAUCUUACCAAUGAUGCAGACGUUAAGGAUGACUUUGUGGAGGAUGAACCAGCCAUGAGGGCUAUGUUUGACCUCGCCAAGUCAAAUGAUAAGACGAUCCUGUAUGCUGUAGCCUGCACCCUUGUCAACUGCACAAACAGCUAUGAAAAGAAAGAGAUUAUCCCUGAAAUGGUGCAGCUGGCCAAGUUCUCCAAACAACACGUCCCUGAGCAGCACCCUAAGGAUAAGAAGGAUUUCAUUCAAAGGCGAGUGAAAAGGCUAUUGAAAGCUGGAGUCACAUCAGCUCUCACUGUCAUGGUCAAAGCAGAUAAUUCGAUUCUCACCGAUCAGACUAAAGAGAUGCUUUCACGAGUUUUCCUUGCAUUGGCAGAGGAUACUAAAGAUCGUGGCAUAAUCGUAGCUCAAGGUGGAGGAAAGGCCUUGAUCCCAUUGGCCCUGGAGGGUUCAGACAAAGGGAAAAUAAAGGCUAGCCAUGCUUUGGCGAAGAUCGCCGCGGUCUCCAACCCUGAAAUCGCUUUCCCUGGUGAGAGGGUGUAUGAAGUCGUGCGACCAUUGGUUUCAUUGCUAAACACAGAACGAGACGGUAUGGAAAACUUUGAAGCGCUACUGGGUCUCACAAAUCUUGCAGCUUUAAAUGACAAACUUCGAGUGAAAAUCCUUAAAGAAAAAGCCCUUCCUGAGAUUGAGAACUACAUGUUUGAGGAACAUGAACAGAUCAGACAAGCCGCAACAGAAUGCAUGUGCAACCUGGUUAGCUGUAAAGAGGUUCAAGACAGAUAUCUGGAAGAUGGUAAUGAUAAACUGAAAUUGCUUGUCUUGCUCUGCGGUGAGGAUGAUGAGGUGCUACAGCGGGCGGCGGCCGGUGCGCUGGCUAUGCUCACUGCUGCACAGAAGAAACUUGCUGUUAAGUUGACUAAAGUGACUGAGCAGUGGCUCGAAAUCAUACAGAGAUUGUGCCUUCAUGACAACGUUCAAAUUCAGCACAGAGGUUUUGUGACCGUGUAUAACAUGCUGGAUGCGGAUGAGGAGUUGGCCAAGAAAUUGAUCGGAAGCGAAUUGCUGGAAAUCAUGACAUACGUCGCAAAGCUAGAAGACAACCCUAAGAAACAGGAUGCUAUAAAUGCGGCCCGUGUCUGCCUGUCUAGGGCCAUGGAUAGUGGACUUAUAAAACCUUUUUCUAAUUAAAUCUGAAUCAAUAAUCAAUUGAAUGUGUCAUUGGAAGUAUACAGAAUGGUCUGCUUUCUAGGAAAGUGAAAGAGUGCAAACCAUUUAUAUAUUUUUUUUAUUUCUAAUAAUUAGCAAAGUAUUUAAUUUAGUAUCUGUUUGUGUGGCUGUUUGUAUGUUUGGUAUUUAUUUAACAUAUUUCAUGUAUUUGCACUUGUCAAAGUUUGGUUGAUGGAUAAAAAUGCUGUUUUUGGAGAAAA